CAGUUUCGGCAAAGGGGAAACACUUCGGGUCCUUGGGUGGAGUCUUUGUCUCAUCUCUUGGCUACUGCUUUACUCAGGUUGCAAACAUGUCUGACAAAAGUGAAUUAAAGGCAGAGUUGGAAUGUAAGAAGCAGCAGUUGGCUCAAAUCAGAGAGGAAAAGAAGAGGAAAGAAGAAGAAAGAAAGAAAAAGGAAACUGAUCAGAAGAAGGAAGCGGUUGCUCCUGUGCAAGAAGAAUCAGAUCUUGAAAAAAAAAAAAGAAGAGAAGCUGAAGUAUUGCUUCAAAGCAUGGAUCUAACUGCAGAAUCCCCCAUUGUCCCUCCUCCUAUGUCUCCAUCCUCCAAAUCUGUGAGCACACCAAGCGAAGCUGGGAGCCAGGACUCUGGAGAUGGCGCGGUGGAAUCUAGACGAGGACCUAUUAAACUUGGAAUGGCUAAAAUUGCACAAGUUGACUUUCCUCCUCGUGAAAUUGUAACAUACACAAAGGAAACUCAGACUCCAGUUAUGGCUCAACCCAAAGAAGAUGAAGAAGAAGAUGAUGAUGUGGUGACUCCUAAACCACCUAUUGAACCUGAGGAAGGGAAAACUUUAAAGAAAGAUGAAGAAAGUGAUAGGAAAGCUCCUCCUCAUGAGCUGACUGAAGAAGAAAAGCAGCAAAUCUUGCACUCUGAGGAAUUUUUAAGUUUCUUUGACCAUUCCACAAGAAUUGUAGAAAGAGCUCUUUCAGAGCAGAUUAACAUCUUCUUUGACUAUAGUGGAAGAGAUUUGGAAGACAAAGAAGGAGAGAUUCAAGCAGGUGCUAAACUGUCAUUAAAUCGACAAUUUUUUGACGAACGUUGGUCAAAGCAUCGGGUUGUUAGUUGUUUGGAUUGAUCAUCUCAGUAUCCAGAAUUACUGGUGGCUUCCUAUAACAACAACGAAGAUGCUCCUCAUGAGCCUGACGGUGUGGCCCUUGUAUGGAAUAUGAAAUACAAAAAAACUACUCCAGAGUAUGUGUUUCACUGCCAGUCAGCCGUUAUGUCUGCUACGUUUGCAAAAUUUCAUUCAAAUCUGGUUGUAGGUGGUACAUACUCAGGCCAGAUUGUGCUGUGGGAUAACCGUAGCAAUAAAAGAACUCCCGUGCAGAGGACUCCGCUGUCAGCUGCAGCACACACGCAUCCUGUGUAUUGUGUAAAUGUUGUUGGAACGCAGAAUGCUCACAAUCUGAUUAGUAUCUCUACUGAUGGAAAAAUUUGUUCGUGGAGUCUGGACAUGCUUUCCCAUCCACAGGAUAGCAGGGAAUUAGUUCAUAAACAGUCAAAGGCAGUCGCUGUGACAUCUAUGUCCUUCCCUGUUGGAGAUGUCAACAACUUCGUUGUUGGAAGUGAGGAAGGUUCUGUGUACACAGCAUGUCGCCAUGGCAGCAAAGCUGGAAUCAGUGAGAUGUUCGAGGGACAUCAAGCACCAAUUACUGGCAUUCAUUGUCAUUCAGCUGUUGGAGCAGUGGACUUCUCACAUCUUUUUGUCACUUCAUCAUUUGACUGGACAGUAAAACUUUGGACAACUAAAAAUAACAAGCCUUUGUACUCAUUUGAAGAUAAUUCAGACUAUGUUUAUGAUGUUAUGUGGUCCCCCACUCACCCAGCCCUGUUUGCCUGUGUGGAUGGCAUGGGUAGGCUGGAUUUGUGGAAUCUCAAUAAUGACACAGAGGUGCCAACUGCAAGCAUUUCUGUGGAAGGUAAUCCUGCUCUUAAUCGUGUAAGAUGGACCCAUUCUGGAAGAGAGAUUGGUGAUUCUGAAGGACAGAUUGUUACAUAUGAUGUGGGAGAGCAGACUGCUGUCCCCCGAAAUGAUGAAUGGGCACGGUUUGGCCGAACACUUGCAGAAAUUAACGCAAACCGAGCGGAUGCAGAGGAGGAAGCAGCCACCCGAAAACCUGCUUAGCUCCUGAAUAGAGAAUGUGUAGCCUUAGUGGAUUUGGGGAAGACUCGAAGUAGAUCCUAGAACGAUUUGCAUGCUUCUGUCUGAAUGAUAAUUAAAAGGAAAUUUUGUGGAUUAAACUAUGGAUUUAAUGUAGCAAGCAAGUCUUACAAAGUCCUUUUUUAUAUAACGUGCAUCU
This is a messenger RNA of Dama dama (fallow deer), 2097 nucleotides long. Its product is annotated as cytoplasmic dynein 1 intermediate chain 2-like. The record is from RefSeq and is a predicted model, not a curated record. Lineage: Eukaryota; Metazoa; Chordata; Mammalia; Artiodactyla; Cervidae. Gene Ontology annotation, cellular component: cytoplasmic dynein complex. Gene Ontology annotation, molecular function: dynein light chain binding; dynein heavy chain binding. Gene Ontology annotation, biological process: transport along microtubule.